CUUGUCAUUUUGCAAGAUGGCGACUUCCAUAGAGGGAUUGUUGUCAGAGCUUUCGGGGCUAGAUGAGCCUCUUGAAGAAUUAAGAAAUUUAAAAACGGCUGUAUUAGCAAUACCUUUAAACAUACUAGGGGAGACCGUGAAUGGCUUACGAUUAGAAGUUAUUUUUUCACUCCUCAACACUAAUGACAGAGAACAGAUUGAGCUUUGUGGGGCCAUCCUCAGCCGGAUCCUGCAGGCCCUAGACCCCGUUAUCCUGGCUCAGAACUUAAAAACCGAACUUCAGUGCGGGUUAAAUCACCCAGAUGACCUGGUUAAAAUACUGGCGAUGACACAAAUUGGAAGAAUUGUUGAACAUCCAGAGGCUGUAACUGAAAUUCUCAAUAGCCAAGAGCUUGUCAAACAGAUCAUUAAUUGUAUUGGAGGAGAAAAAAUAUCUGUUGCUAAAGAGGCUAUAAAAGCACUUUCCAAAAUGGCUCAGACAAAGGCAGGACUGGAUGCUUUAUUUAUGGGCAACUUGCUGAAAUACUUAAAAGAUGUGAUGGCCAUAAGUGAUGUGGUGCGAUACAGAGUUUAUGAGCUUGUGGUUGAAAUAUCAUCCGUCUCCCCGGUCUCUCUGGGCUACUGUGCAAACAGUAGCUUUAUUUCCCAGCUGAUAGGAGAAUUAACAGGCGAUGACAUUCUGGUCAGGGCUACAGCAAUUGAGAUGGUAACAACACUAGCCCAGAGUCAGCAUGGAAGACAGUACCUUGCACAGCAAGGAAUUGUGGAUAAAAUCUCAAACAUGAUCACUGGAGCAGAAUCAGACCCUUUCUCCGGGUUCUACUUACCAGGUCUGGUGAAGUUUUUUGGAAACUUGGCAAUCAUGGACAGUCCCCAGCAAAUCUGUGAGUGCUACCCUGCCUUUCUAAAAAAAGUAUUUGAAAUGGCAGUGGGACAGGACCCUACAAUGAUUGGGGUGGCACUGGACACCCUUGGAAUCCUGGGCUCAAAUAUAGAAGGAAAACAAGUUCUACAAAAAACAGGUGAAAAAUUUCAGGAUGUUUUGAAAAGAAUGAGUAAUGUGGCAAGAAAUGCAACGACAGAGCUGCGUGUUCGCAGUUUGGAGGCAGUAGCUUUACUCCUCACGUUACCGGCAGAACAGCAGACAGAGGAUCUUCUAGGACUGACAGAAUCCUGGUUCAAUUCCCUCUCCAGCCAGCCCAUGGAAAUGCUCAAGAGCAUCAGUACUCAGCCAUUUCCAGAACUCCAUUGCAGUGCCUUGAAGAUCUUCACUGGGAUGGCUUCCCAGCCAUGGGGUCAGAAGAAGAUGAUUGACACUCCAGGUUUUGUGGAGUUUAUUGUAGACCGUUCUACUGGUCCCGAUAAAGAGUCAAAAGAUGCCAAAUACGAACUUGUGAAAGCACUUGUAGAUUCAAAAACUACAGCGGAAAUCUUUGGAAACCAACAUUAUCUGCGUCUCCGGACUUACAUGCGUGAAGGACCGUAUUAUGUGACAGCAGUCUCGUCUGUAACAGUGGAAGGUGCAGAAUAAAUGUCAGAGAACCAAAAACAGUAGGGAGACCCUCUCAUUUCACUGACUUGUGAAUGAGAAGAUGAGAAAGUUACAAGAAAUAAAAGAGGACAUUUCAUUUGCUUUGCUUUAUUCUUAAAACUUAAGGAUUGUUAAAUUCAAUAUUUUUUAUGUGAUCUUUUAUAUGUGAAGAAUGGACAAAGUGGGAGGAAAUACUGUUGAGUUUGUAUCACAUUUUGGUAAAACAACAUUUUUUAGUAUGGCUGCAGUAAAAUAUGUUGCCUAAAUUUGUGAUGGACUGGACGAAUGUUGACUGAUGGAAAAUUACUAGACUAGUGAAGAGCUGUAUUGUAAGUCGUACAGUGCAAAUGAUAUGGUUGGCAAUGAAAAGUAAAACAUUUUGUAAAAC
This is a messenger RNA of Lepisosteus oculatus (spotted gar), 1919 nucleotides long. It is a transcript of the gene psmd5, whose product is annotated as proteasome 26S subunit, non-ATPase 5. Gene Ontology annotation, cellular component: cytosol. Lineage: Eukaryota; Metazoa; Chordata; Actinopteri; Semionotiformes; Lepisosteidae. The record is from RefSeq and is a predicted model, not a curated record. Gene Ontology annotation, biological process: proteasome assembly.